AGAAAAAUGCCACGAAUGCAUUGUAUAAAUAAUAAGCAGCACAACAUGAAUAUAAAUUACAAUAACAAAAGCAGUAAUCAACGAAACGACAUAAGUAAGAGUAACCGUAAGAGUAAUAACCAUGAUAGUAACGGUAAUAAUGGUAGCUAUUGUCUUGGAGCAAGAGAUAGCAAGAAAAUGACAACAUUAUUAACAUCACCCAUCACAGUGACUAAAAACACAACAGCACUACCAACAGCACUACCAACAACAGCACUAAAAACAUCAACAGCAACAGCAAUAGCAACAGGAAGAGUUAUAAGACCGCCAACGAAAAUAGAACAAGUUCAAUUAUGUCAAAAUAAAAGAAGAAAAACUAGACGACGAGAAAUAGGAAGUGAGGCCGACGCAAAGGAACCAAAAUGUUUAUAUUCCAGGGAGAAAUAUACAGCAGCAGCAGCAGCAGCAAUAACAACAACAACAACAAUAGCGGCGACAUCGGCAACCAUGGUUGAAAGAAAAUUUAAAUCAGCGACAUUUCACUCCCAUUUAGCAGCCAUGGCAACACCUAGAAAAACUGCUAAAGGCUUAUCAUCUACACCGUGUACGUUUGUGUGGCGUCAUCGUCAUUGUUGGUUUAGUAUACGAUGGCCUCACACACUACAUAAGUCGUAUGCUGUGAUAUUUAUGGCUAUGCUGGUGUUUAGCAUAUGCCACAAGAGCGUAUUGAAUGCCAUGGCUGUACAAAUACCAAAAGGAAACUCAACGGAUGAAGUAGAUACUGGAAAAUCACCAAUUACCUUUACCGUUCAGUUAAAUGAAUACCCGCCCAACAAACAACACGAUGUGCACUCGCAACAGCAAGUGCAAAUGAAACCGCAAAUGGAAGGACAAUUACAAACGCCUUCGCAACUGUCGGAGAGCCACAACAAUGAGAUUUACCAAAAAGAAGAAGAAGAAGAGGAGACGAGACGCGAGACGGAAAUACCACAACAAGAAAAACAACAACAAAUGCAAUCAUUUUCAACGGAAUUUAUAUUCAACAGCGGAAUGUCACUCGGUACGAACAAUAAUCAUACUUUUCAAAGUCUCUCCAUCAUAGAUGGCGGCGGUUUAAUGGCCGACACAAGUCAAUCGUUGCUCAGUCAAAUGACCAGCUUCGAUAAUGAUGACUUUACAUAUCCGUUAACGAAAGAUGCAAUGCCAAUAUUUGACUUUGGUAUGCCGCGUAAUAUAACUGCACGCACUGGUCAUACGGAAGCUGUCAUUAGAUGUCGAGUCGAUAGACUUGAUGAUAAAUCGGUUUCCUGGAUACGAAAACGUGAUCUGCAUAUAUUAACUGUCGGUACGGCCACUUAUACAUCCGAUAAACGUUUUCAGGUGACAGAAUCAAAAGAUUCUCGAGAAUGGACAUUGCAUGUGAAAUCACCGCAGGCACGCGAUAGCGGAAUUUAUGAGUGCCAAGUGAAUACCGAACCAAAAAUCUCUAUGGCGUUUCAGUUAAAUGUUAUAGAAAUUUCUCCCGAUGCUAAAGCCGUAAUUACUGGGCCGGCGGAUUUGCAUUUCAAAGUGGGAAGUGCUAUAAUUUUAACUUGUAUUGUAUAUCAGCCAUCAGUUAAAGAUAUUGGUCCUAUAUAUUGGUAUCGCGGUGAAUAUAUGAUAACACCUUUCGACAUAAAUGAUUUGGAAAAUGAAAUUGCACAACCAACCUCACCAUCAAACAUAGGCCGCGCUAUAGAAGAUAAUGUGAAACCGGGAACACCUUCUCACGCAGCGCAUAAAACUGACUCAUUAGAAGGUUAUAGUGAAGGUGAACAACUGCCAAAUGAAAUUACUCAAGAUUUUACUCAACGUAUAGCUAUGGAAUCGCAAUUAGGCGAUACUAUGAAAUCCAGAUUACGUAUAUCGAACGCUCAGGCUUCAGAUACGGGCAACUACACUUGUCAACCCACCACAGCGAGUAGUGCCAGCGUAAUGGUUCAUGUUAUCAAUGAUGAGAAUCCAGCAGCUAUGCAAAAGAGUCGAGGUGAAGGACUCAAAUCGAUGACAAUGACAACCGCGAUUGUCAUCGGCCUUGCAAACGUUUCAUCUAAAUUACUGGUGCUGAUGUUAACAACGGCUUUCAGUUUCAAUACAUUGUUAAAGUUCCUUUGCCAUGAAAAUUAGAAAAUAGAAGAUAAAGAAACUAAAACAAAAACAAAUAUUAUGGUUUCAAGCAUAAAUACCAAUGUCAUCAACAUACCAACGCACCGUAGUAGUCAAUUUUGAGAAUGCGAUGCCAAACAAAGCAAUUGCUGUCGUGGUUAUCCAGCGCAUAUAUAGUGCGGCUGUUAUUGUAUGUCUAUAUGAAAGCUCUCUAUAUAAAUAAAAAGCACGAGUGUGAGUGCAUUCCAUGUAAGAAACAGAUAACAUGAAGUAUAUGCAACAGAGCAACAACACAUCAGUAACCUUUCUUCUCCGUUACAUUGUCAUUGUCAGAUUCAUUCAGAAGGAUGAACAGCAAAGAAAAAGGAAAAAAAAAAAAAAAAAAACGAAAACACUGCCUUUUGUUGUUGUAUUUAUAUAUGUAUGAUAUCGUUAGCUGUUACUUUAGUUAGCUGCAUUUUAAAAACAGUUUUCCCUUUCCCUUUCCGUUUUCAUUUUUUUUUUUUUUUUUUUUUUUUUUUUGUAAAUCUCUUACGCUACUGUUAACAGCUUCUACGCUGCUUAUCAUUUGCAGCUAAGAAGUCUCUCAUUAACAACAUCAUCCUUCAGAUGACAUGAAGUAGCGUAACAUAGUUCUGCAUUAAAUUUUAAAUAAGUUUUCGCUGCCGCAACGCCCGGCAAUUUCUUUGCCAACAAAGAGCAACAAAUUUAAGCAACAAUCUCUACUUUUACACGACUCUUAAAAAAAAAAAAAUAAAUAAAAAAAAUAAAAAAAUAAAAUAAAAAUAAAAAAAAAAGUACCAUAUUCCGCUUGAAAUGUUUCACUAAAAAAUUGGAAAAAAUACUUUGUUUACUUAAAAAGUAUUUCAAUGUAAAACUUUAAUAAUAUUAUUUUAGCCGAAACUUUAGUUCUUUUAUUCAAAUAUUCGUUAACGAUAAGGGAAUAAUUAUAUAUGGCUUGAGACGAAUUUUCUAAUCCCCUCUAUUUUUAUUAUUGUACCGAAUGCGGAUACUUAACAAAUAAUGUAGACUUAAGUUGCCUUAAGUAUAAGCUUUAAACACA
Molecule: messenger RNA, 3187 nt
Organism: Glossina fuscipes
Lineage: Eukaryota; Metazoa; Arthropoda; Insecta; Diptera; Glossinidae
Gene: dpr3
Exons: 7
Coding region: 7-2145 (712 amino acids)
Biological process (GO): synapse organization
Cellular component (GO): neuron projection membrane
Source: RefSeq, a predicted model, not a curated record